Molecule: messenger RNA, 3657 nt
Organism: Closterium sp. NIES-65
Lineage: Eukaryota; Viridiplantae; Streptophyta; Zygnematophyceae; Desmidiales; Closteriaceae
Source: the annotation of a GenBank genome assembly
AUGCCCCUUCCCCCCGCCUCGUUUCCCACUCCUGCCGCCACGGAACCCCAGCCACGCUGCCCGGCGAUUCCCCUUCCCUCCCCUCGACUCCCUAUGCCGGCAGGGCCGCCCGACCUCCCCUUCCCACCGCCCGAUUCCCCUAUCGCUCUGCCAAAUUCCAGUUCCCGCUGCCUUGAUCGCGUUCCCGCCGCCCGAUUCCCGUUCCCGCCGCCCUAUUCCCCUUUUGCGCCGCCCACUUCCCCUUUCGCACCGCCCACUUCCCCUUUCCCGCCGCCCGACGCGCCUUUUCAGCCACCCGAUUCCCAUUUCCCGCCUCCAGACAUGCCUUCCCGCCUCCCUAUUGCCGUUUCUGUCGCCCGACGACCCAUCCCUCCCUUCUCUCCCUUCUCUCCCUUCCCUCCCUUUCCUCCCUUCCCUCCCUUCUCUCCCUUCCCUUUCUCUUCCCUCCCUUCUCUCCCUUCCGUCCCAACUAAUUACCCACACGCCUCCAUCCUCUCCCUUCCCUGCCUCCCCUCCCCUUCCCUCCCCUCCCUUCCCUCCUUCCCUACCUUCCCUGCCGUCCCUCCCCUUCCCUCCCCUCCCUUCCCUCCUUCCCUCCCUUCCCUCCUUCCCUCCCUUCCCCCCUUUCCCAUCAUUCCCUCCCUUCUCGCCCAUCUCUCCCUUCCCUCCCUCUCCCCCUUCCCUCUUUCCCUCCCUUCCCUUCCUUCUCUCCCUUCCCUCACCUCCCUCCCCUCCCUCCUUAUCUCCUUUCCCUCCAAUCCCUCCCUUCCCUCCCUUCUCUCCCUUCCCUUCCUUUCUCCCUUCCCCCCCUUCUCUCCCUGCGCUCCCAUCUCUCCUUUCCCUCCCUCCUCUUUCGUCCCUCGCUUCACUCCUUCCCUCCCCUCCCUCCCUUCCCUCCCUUCACUCCAUUCUCUUCAUUUCUCCCUUCUCUCCCUUCAUGUCCUUCUCCACCCCCUUACCUUCUCUCCCUUUUCACCCUUCCCUCCCAUCCCUCUUUGCAAUCUCCAGCCUCUCCCUUCUCUCCCUUCUCUCCCUUCUCUCCCUUCUCUCCCUUCUCUCACUUCUCUCCCUUCUCUCCCUUCUCUCCCUUCUCUCCCUUCUCUCCCUUCUCUCCCUUCCCUCCCUUCCCUCCCUUCCCUCCCUUCCCUCCCUUCCCUCCCUUCCCUCCCUUCCCUCCCUUCCCUCCCUUCCCUCCCUUCCCUCCCUCCCCUCCCUCCCCUCCCUUCCCUCCCCUCCCUUCCCUCCCUUCCCUCCGUUCCCUCCGUUCUCUCCCUUCUCUCCCUUCUCUCCCUUUCCGCCCAUCUCUCCCCACCUAUCACCCUUUUCUCCCUCCCAUCUCAUCCCGACUUCCUUAUCUUCCGUCUCUCCUCUCCCUGGCCUCCGUCAUCUCUCAUCCCUCAUUGCAAUCUCCUUUCUCAUAGAUGCCGGCAGGGCCGCCCGACCUCCCCUUCCCGCCGCACGACUCCCUUAUCGCUCUGCCAAAUUCCAGUUUCCGCCGCCUUGAUCGCGUUCCCGCCGCCCGAUUCCCAUUCCCGCCGCCCUAUUCCCCUUUCGCACCGCCCACUUCUCCUUUCGCGCCGCCCACUUCCCCUUUCCCGCCGCCCGACGCGCCUUUUCAGCCGCCCGAUUCCCAUUUCCCGCCUCCAGACAUGCCUUCCCGCCUCCCUAUUGCCGUUUCUGUCGCUCGACGACCCAUCCCUCCCUUCCUUCCCUUCUCUCCCUUCCCUCCCUUCUCUCCCUUCCCUCCCUUCUCUCUCUUCCCUCCCUUCUCUCUCUUCCCUCCCUUCUCUCCCUUCCCUCCCUUCUCCCCCUUCCCUCCCUUCUCUCCCUUCCCUCCCUUCUCUCUCUUCCCUCCCUUCUCUCUUUUCCAUCCCUUCUCUCCCUUCCCUCCCUUCUCUCCCUUCCCUCCCUUCUCUCUCUUCCCUCCCUUCCCUCCCUUCUCUCUCUUCCCUCCCUUCUCUCUCUUCCCUCCCUUCUCUCCCUUCCCUCCCUUUCCUCCCUUCCAUCCCUUCUCUCCCUUCCCUUUCUCUUCCUUCCCUUCUCUCCCUUCCGUCCCAACUAAUAACCCACAAGCCUCCAUCCUCUCCCUUCCCUGCCUUCCCUCCCCUUCCCUCCCCUCCCUUCCCUCCUUCCCUCCCUUCCCCCCUUUCCCAUCAUUCACUCCCUUCCCUCCCUUCUCUCCCUUCCCUCCCUCUCCCCCUUCCCUCUUUCCCUCCCUUCCCUCCCUUCUCUCCCUUCCCUCCCUUCCCUCCCUUCCUUCCCUCCCCUCCCUCCCCUCCCUUCCCUCCCCUCCCUUCCCUCCCUUCCCUCCCUUCCCUCCGUUCUCUCCAUUCUCUCCCUUCUCUCCCUUCCCGCCCAUCUCUCCCCACCUCUCAUCUCAUCCCGACUUCCUUAUCUUCCAUCUCUCCUCUCCCUGGCCUCUGUUAUCUCUCAUCCCUCAUUGCAAUCUCCUUUCUCUCCCUUCUCUCCCGUCCCUCCCUUCCCUCCCUUCCCUCCCUCCCCUCCCUUCCCUCCCUUCCCUCCAUUCUCUUCAUUUUCUCCAUUCUCUCCCAUCUCGCCCAUCUCUCCCCCCCCUACCACCCUUUUCAUGGUUCCGUCUCAUCCCUACUUCCAAUAUUCCUUCUCCCCCUUCCCUCCCUUCUCUCCCUUCCCUCCCUUCCUCCCUUUCCUCCCUUCUCUCCCUUCCCUCCCUUCCCUCUCCUCCCUCCUUUCCAUCCAAUCCCUCCCUGGGGAAGCCUUCUCUCCCUUCCUACCUUCUUUCCCUUCCUACCUUCUCUCCCUUCCAUCCCUUCUCUCCCUGCUCUCCCAUCGCUCCAUUCCCUCUCUUCUCUCCCGUCCCUCGCUUUCCUUGCUUCCCUCCUUCCCUCCCUUCUCUCCCUUCCCUCCAUUCUCUCCUUUUCCUCCCUUCUCUCCCUUCUUUGCCUUCUCUCCUCCCCCCAUUUUCUCCAAUUCCUCCCUUCCGUCUCAUCCCUACUUCCAAUCUUCCGUCUCUCCCUUCCCUCCCUUCACACCCUUCCUUCCCUCCACACCCUUCCCUCCCUUCUCCCUUCCCGCCCUUCUCUCCCCCCUUACCUUCUCUCCCUUCCCUCUCAUCCCACAUUGCAAUCUCCACUCUCUCCCUUCUCUCCCGUCCCUCCCUUCCCUCCCUUCCUCCAUGAGGCUUCAUUUUCUCCCUUCUCUCCCAUCCUGCCCAUCUCUCUCACCCUACCACCCUUUUCUCCCUUCCAUCUCAUCCCCACUUCCAGACCCUCCCAUCCCCAAACAGUCCCUCCCAUCCCCUUCCAGACCCUCCCAUCCCCACUUCCAGACCCUCGGUUCCCUCACGCAGACCCUCCCAUCCCCACUUCCAUACCCUCCCAUCCCCUUCCAGACCCUCCCAUCCCCUUCCAGACCCUCUCAUCCCCUUCCAGACCCUCCUAUCCCCUUCCAGCCCCUCCCAUCCCCUUCCAGCCCCUCCCAUCCCCUUCCAGACCCUCCCAUCCCCUUCCAGCCCCUCCCAUCCCCUUCCAGCCCCUCCCAUCCCCUUCCAGCCCCUCCUAUCCCCUUCCAGCCCCUCCUAUCCCCUUCCAGCCCCUCCUAUCCAUGCGCACGUUGCCGGUUCGUUUUCCUACUCAUUUCACAAACUUCCCCACUCCCUUCUGCUGUUCCCCGCCAUAA